Rotaria sordida is the source of this 522-nucleotide messenger RNA. NCBI's taxonomy places the organism in Eukaryota, Metazoa, Rotifera, Eurotatoria, Philodinida, Philodinidae. The record is from the annotation of a GenBank genome assembly.
AUGGCAAGUGUUUUACAAAUGAUUCAUAUUGAUAAUCAAUCACCAUCAUUAUUAAUUGAUGAAGAAUUUCUUCGAAAUAGUAUGCUUGUUACUAAAGGUUAUAAUGAUUUAGCUAAACGAAGACUUUAUCGUUGGACUUAUAUGUUUUUUAAUGUUAUAUCUGUUUAUACAUUAUCAACAAUAACAAUUUUUUUUAAAUAUACAAUUAAUUCUUUAGUUGUACGACGUUUUCAUAAUAUAGCAAAUUUAAUAGCUAUUACAAAUAUAGCAACAAAUUUUUUACCAUUUUGUGUAUUUGGACAAUUAUUUUGUGCUGAAUAUAAUAAUGAUAAUUAUGAAAAUUUAUUAAAUAAACAAAAAAUAAUAAUAAAUAUUAAUAUUCAAAAAGCAACUCAAAUUCAUAAUGAACAUUUACAAAAUAUUUUACCAUUAAAUUCUGAAACAACAUCAUCGUCACCUAAUCAUUCAUCAUCUCCUUGUUCAAAAAUAAAUAUUAUUAAAUUAUAUGAUUCAUCAUGUUAA